AUUGUCUCCUUUUGUUUUAAUAAGUUCAUGUUUUUCGCUUCUCGAAUUUCUUGUGCUUCUGAAUCAACCCUUUGACUCCGGCCUUGUGUUCAAUUGGGUUUUGUUGUAAGCUCUUGGUGCUCAAUUUGGCGGUCAUUUGGGGGGCUUAGCUGGUGAUCUGGGUUGUUUUCCCUGUCGUUGAUGCCGCACUUGCUGAGCCUGACCACUUUAUCGGCAAGUUAAGAAACCUUGCAAGGGCUUGUAAGGAUUUGAGUCACUUUCUAAUCGUUGCCUCAAUUUGGUCAGUUAAAAAUGGAGAAUAAUGGGUCAAGACACAGGAGGAAUUCUCUGACGCCGGUGAAGCAAAGGAGGAGUGGAUAUGAGCCAUCUGAUGCCGAGACAGACAUCCUAGAUAGCCCGUGGCACGGCGGAAACAAAUGGCCUAAUGGAGGAUAUGAAUCUGGAGGGGCAAAACCAGAGUUGGAUUUGGGAAGAAAGAUCAGCCCUUUGAGGCAGAGCAGGAGACAUUCUUCCAGGAUUGAAUACGACGGCCCUACUCCAAGAACUACCUCAGUGGUAAGCCCAGUUCGAAAAAGAACCAACAGCAAGUCGCCCUACAAGCCUGGAAGAGGUGACAGCAAUGCUCGAACUUUGCCAAUGGCGGGUUCUGAUAUUCGUAGGAACAUCAGCCCCUUGGGAAAAUCCGAGCGCAGCAGACAUGUUUCACCUUUUCAAGCAGACCAAGAAGAGCGCGAUUUGAACAACGAUGGUGAUGAGAUUGUAGACUCAAACAGAAACCAACAUCAUAAAAGAACGAACAGCAGAAGAUCAGCAGCUGCUCUGCGGCAUAGAUCACUGAGAGAAACUGACCAGCAAAGCAAUCGUUCAAUCACGCCUACAAAAGGGGAGAGAACACCCUCACCAUUGUCCAAAAGCAUGGCUCACCAGAAGCCAGGGCAAGUGAGCACACCAUCCGUCAGCGAAAUCAAUGAACUGCUUGCUCAUGCAAAGCUUGCUAGAACUUCUCCAGAUCCCAUUUUGAAUAACAAAGCUGCUCCGAUUUACGAAACCUCAGUUUCUAUUGCACCAGGUGACAUCUUUUUCUCUGGAGAAUGCAAUGUCGUGGCAUUGCCUCAAAAUCACUUACAAAAACCGAAAAUGGUCUCCUCUGCCGCCUCACAACAGAGAAGUACUACUCGAUCAAAUGGCAACUUUGGUCACGAUGUCAAUGUCCGCGGACUUUCAUCUUCGUAUGGUUUGUCACAGACAACCACAACCACUUCCAGCUCUGCGGUGAGCAGGCAGAGCAGCGGGAGGCUGAGCAUGGCUAGCAGCAUGAGGAGUGAUGCAAGCAGGACAACAACCGCCAGCAUGAGGAAGUUCACGGAUAAUAGGAGGAAGAGCGAAAGUCAGGCAUGGUUUUCGUGUAUGAGAAAGAGUUCUUGCAAGAACAAAAAAUUAUCACCUGAGCGUAGCACGUUCAAUGAGGCUGCAUUCAUCGAGAAGGCGUUCGUGGAAGAGAGUCUCAGGCAGUUGUGGGCUGAUAAGCAUAGACCUACUUCGUUGAAUGGAUUCACUUGCCACAAGCAAGAAGCUCAAGUUCUCAAGCAACUUGUGAUUGAUAACGUCAGUCCACAUAUUUUGCUUACCGGACCAACUGGUUCUGGGAAGAAAGCUCUAACAAUGGCGUAUCUACGAGAAGUUUACGGUGAUGCAAGUUGGGAAGAACAAAGGACAAUGCAACUGGUGGUUCCAUUGACAUCCAGCCCUCACCAUGUGGAGCUCAAUGUACAGUUGGAACCAAAUGCCAGAUAUGCCCUAAUGGGUUUGGUCAGAGAAAUAAACAAUGACAAUGAACUUGCUCCUGAAGUCAGCUCUAUAAAUUUCAAGGCAAAUCAUAAAGUGAUGGUUCUUUAUGGUGUCGACAAAGCAGAGCACAUUCAGCACUUGAUCAAAUGGAUCAUGGACUGUUACUCGGAUGCGUGUAAGCUCAUACUUUGCUGCGAAAAUGACUCCGGUGUCAUUGAAUCGGUGAAAAACCGGUGCAAAGUCAUCAAGGUUGAUGCUCCUGUGACUCAUGAAAUCAUGGAAGUUCUUAUUCAGAUAGCCAGGAAAGAGGAAUUUGACCUACCUAUGAGCCUUGCCAAUAAGAUUGCAAAUAAAUCAAAGCAGAAUCUGAGAAAAGCGAUCAUGGGUCUUGAAGCAUGCAAAGCACAUAACUAUCCUUUUGGAGAAGAACAACCAAUUCCACUUGGAUGGGAAGAGGUGGUGCAAGAACUUGCUUCCGAAAUCCUAGCUGAUCCGUCACCUAAGAGACUAUUUUUCAUCCGGGGAAAGUUUCAAAAGCUUCUUAUUGAUUUUGUACAUCCGAAACUGAUUCUACUGAAGCUUGUGGAACAGUUCCUAAAGGGAGUGGAUGCUAGUUCUAAGAGGGAACUCUAUUACUGGCAUGCUUAUUAUGAGAAAAGACUCCCAGCAGGAGCGAGUGCGUUACUGAAACUAGAAGAAUUUGUGGCCAAGUUCAUGAGCAUAUGCCGGAAGAGUUCCAACAACCGGCAGCACGUGUAGUUUAUAUACUCUCGUCGAGAGUUGAUCGUUUCUUUCCGUCUAUGUAUAGGUUUUUAUCAAGAUUGUGUCACGGCAGUCUAAUACUCGGAAAAAAAGAGAAUGAGACAGAGACGGACAGCCCUGAAGCUUUUUUCCUAGGGUCAAGAUGAUCACAAAGAUUUAGAUAUAGCACAAAGGCAUGCAUUCUCUUUGUUUACACGAAAAAUAAAAUAAAACAAGCUUACACAUUCUUGGUUCGGUCUUUACGUAUUUCUUUUAACAUGAACACGAAAAACAUGUGAACAAUAUUUUAGUAUGAAAGAAUGUAAACACACACAUCUGAACAUGGAACAUCUUCUCAUGCUUUACAUGCAACGAAUACACUGGGUUCAUGCCCCCGACACGACAUGUUCAUGCAACACACAGACAAUAUAACAUAGACUGCUGUUAGCUGUGUCUUCAACAAUGUAUAUUUUAAUCUGCUAGGCAAUGUUUAACGAAAAACGAAUGCAACUUGAACUUUGAUUAGGCUAUGGAAGUUUAACUAUUAGGGCAUCCUGACAAUACCUGUCAUCCGCUUCUAAACUAGAGAGGCUAGCACAUGUUCAAAUAUACUGAGGGAACAUUACCUUCAAAACAAACUUAAGAUCCCAAAUUUAUCGUUUUGCUUUCACUCAAGGUUCUACAAAUCGGCAGCAUUUCAUUU
Molecule: messenger RNA, 3232 nt
Organism: Malus domestica (apple)
Lineage: Eukaryota; Viridiplantae; Streptophyta; Magnoliopsida; Rosales; Rosaceae
Source: RefSeq, a predicted model, not a curated record